Molecule: messenger RNA, 3036 nt
Organism: Mauremys reevesii (Reeves's turtle)
Lineage: Eukaryota; Metazoa; Chordata; Testudines; Geoemydidae
Gene: TNIP2
Product: TNFAIP3 interacting protein 2
Exons: 6
Coding region: 482-2041 (519 amino acids)
Biological process (GO): cellular response to lipopolysaccharide; regulation of transcription by RNA polymerase II
Molecular function (GO): K63-linked polyubiquitin modification-dependent protein binding
Source: RefSeq, a predicted model, not a curated record
CAGGCCGGAGCCCGGCGCGGAAGGGAGGAGGCUCGCUGCUGGCUGGUCCGCGGGGAACGGCCGGGAGCUGCCGCCUCGCGCCCGCUGCGGGGAAGCCCCGCCAGGAAAUUCCCGGGGGGCAGCGCCGGCUAGGACACCGCGGGCCUUACGCAAGGCCGGGCUGCCCCCUCCCCCAACCCGGCUCCCAGAGCCCCGCGCGGGAUCCCAGCGACGCCUCUCGGCCCCCUCGGCUCGCUUCGCGCUUUCCCCCGCCCCGGGGUUCCCCUCCCCUCGCUGGGCUGCGGGCCCCGCCCCCCGUGGGCGGCCCCUCCCUGCUGGCGGUGCCGAGCAGCCCCUGCCCGCCCGCCCGGCCGAUAAGAGUCGGUGGGGGCCGCGCCCAGCUAGCGCCGAAAGGCUCGUACCUGCUCCCGAGCGGCGGCGGCGGCAGGGAGCGGAACUAGCAGCAGCACCUCGGCCCGUGCCCGGCGCCCCUGGGAUUUAUAUGCAGCUGGGGGGGUUAUUGUUCACCCUGCUGGAGGAAGAGACGCGGCCGCGGGGUGAUCUGUGCUCUCUUCCCCCCACCAUGUGCUCAGUGAACGAGGACAGCAGCACGGACCCCCUGGUAGCCCGGUGCAGGCAGCUGGAGGAGACCGUGGAGAAGCUGCACCUGGAGAACAAGAGCCUCAAGAGCAAAGUGCCUCGGUACAAAGCCAUCUGCAACCUGUAUCAUGAGUCCGGGCAGCAGCUGAAGCACCUUCAAAUGCAGCUCUCAGCCAAGGAGGCGAUGAUCGGGGAGCUGAGGGCGAGCGUGGCCAAGUACCAGGCUGUCCAACUGGGAGCAGCACAGGAAGGGGAGCAGCAGCCAUCGCCACCUGGGGGAAAGUUUGUUGAACCUGCUAAAUCUCUAGUGGAAAGUUUAAUAGAUCAGGUUGGCCAAAUGAAGCAGGAGCUUAAAGACAGCGAGAGAAUUUCAGCACAGAAGGUGGAAACUUUGAGCCAGGAAGUGCAGAAGCUGAAUCGGCAACUAGAAGAAAAAGACAGAGAUAUACAGCAGAUAAUAAGUCAGCCACAGUAUGAAAAAGAGAGAGAAAUCUUACGACUCCAGAGAAGCUUGGCAGAGAGAGAGAAAGUCCAGGCCACAAGUGAAGUACUGUGUCGUUCACUCACCGAUGAAACUCACCAACUUCAACGUAAAUUGGCAUCCACAGCAGAAAUGUGUCAGCAGCUGGCAAAAUGUCUAGAAGAAAAGAGAAAAGACAGAGGGUAUUUAGAGGAGCAUAUUCCGAUUGAAAGAUCCAAUCAGCUACAAUUUUCAGAGAAUAAAACUUCACCCCAAACAAUUAUUUGCCAACUACAGGAGGAAAACAGGAAGUUACAACAAAAAGUGUUUCAUGUGGAAGACUUAAAUACAAAGUGGCAGGCGUAUGAUGCUAGUAGAGAAGAAUAUGUGAAACGACUCCACCUGCAGCUGAAAGAACUGAAGUCUCAACCCGAACAGCAGCAAAGAAAUUCAGAGCUGAUGCAGAAGGAGAUUUCUCGGUUGAACAAAUUACUGGAAGAAAAAAUGAAUGAAUGCAUUAAAGUAAAGCGAGAGUUAGAGGAUGUGAAGAAGGCUAAAGAUGGAGAUCGUGAGCGUGUACAAAUGUUGGAGCAACAGGUACUUGUUUACAAGGAUGAUUUCACGUCUGAAAGAGCAGAUCGAGAGCGUGCACAAAGUAAAAUACAGGAACUUCAGGCAGAAGUUGCUUGUCUACAGCACCAGCUAACCAGGAGACAGGAAUCAAGAGAGACAACUGGUCAUGUUAGAGUUCACACUGGGAACCAAAAUCAUCGUGUGUAUGUACAGACAAAUGUUGAACAUCUACUGGGCAACAGCCAAGUCCAGUCAGGCGUGAGGAGAACAGGUUCACAAUCUGAACAACCUGCUACACGCACAGACAGUGGGAGUUCAGGGUCAGAGAGACGAGGACAGGGUGAACUUCAGUGCCCUCAUUGCAUGAGGUUCUUCAAUGAUGAACUCAGUGAUGAAUUUCUCAGACAUGUUGCUGAAUGUUGUCAAUAAUCUGACCUGAGAAGUGCAAUCAAAUAUCAAAUCAACCACUACUUGAUACUGAGAAAACAGCACUUUGAGAUGUAUACUACAGUACCAAUUAAUGUUGGUUAUAUUUUUAAUAUUUAUCAUCCGGUUUGGAUGUUUGACUGACUUAUCUAAGCAUAAAUUCAGUGCUUAGAGAGAUUCGAUGCUGAAACUGAUUUGAGGACAGCUUAGUGAAAGAAGUUGAUUACUAAUCUACAAUAAAGGCAAAAAAAAUAAUAAUGAAGUAAUUCAUUUUAAAUGGCCAUAAUGUAGGAUGUUAACCAGCACGAUGAGAAAUGUCUACCUCUUUCUUCAUUCCACCACCUGUUGGACUGCACCAGAGACUUCAACAUAAAUCAAGCCAUUUUGCAAAGAAUGGAAAUAUACAAAUUAACACUCCAACAAAUGUGAGUGUAACAAAUGCAAACCUGCUACAAGCCAAAAGUGCUGGAUGGGCUCAGAGCAGACAGACUUACAAGCAAAAGUUUGAUUCUUUGUACUGGUGGCAAUCUGAAAUAUUUAUAAAGGGUAAAGAGUGACAGUAUCUUAACUGGAUUUGAAAUCUGGAUACCUUCCUUUUCACAGAUACAGCCAUAUAGGGAAGAGUGGCAAAAGUGGUAAGGUAGGGGGGGAAAGCUUCACUGUGCCAUACUGGGGUACAGUGGAAUAGAGACAUCUCAUUUGUCAUUACCUUGAGUCUGUUAGGCAUUUUAAUACAACAGAAUGAAAUCAACCAUGUCUCUGUCUGACAGAGCUUUUACUUAUCACUUGCAUUGAAUGGGAGGAAAAUGUUAAGAUACUAGUUACUCUGAUCUAAACCCUCUCUUUUUGCACUGAAACAUAUUGCACAGGGAUUAUAUUUAUUUUUUUCUUCUGUGCUAGAAAGUGACUGUACAUACGUGAAUACAGCUUGUAUACAAAUAUUUUAAAAUUGUCAAACUUAUUUUUAUAAUAAAAUACUGGGGUGUAGUUGCUUUACU